This is a messenger RNA of Trematosphaeria pertusa, 2259 nucleotides long. RefSeq lists its product as uncharacterized. Gene Ontology annotation, molecular function: telomerase RNA binding; aspartic-type endopeptidase activity; protein binding. The annotation marks the transcript as partial. The transcript has 3 exons. Gene Ontology annotation, cellular component: telomerase holoenzyme complex. Lineage: Eukaryota; Fungi; Ascomycota; Dothideomycetes; Pleosporales; Trematosphaeriaceae. The record is from RefSeq and is a predicted model, not a curated record. Gene Ontology annotation, biological process: proteolysis; nuclear-transcribed mRNA catabolic process, nonsense-mediated decay.
CCCUGUCCCUACUGCAGCCACCACGGCCGCAUCUUCCAAACCGCCGACCAGCUGUUCAGCCAUGCCACUGUGGAACAUGCACCCGUUGUGCAGGCCAUGGACCCCGCCCAGGCCCGUGCCCAGGUGAGAGAGGCGGCCCUGAAGUUGAAGGGCGUGGACCAAUCCUCGGACGCUACCGCUGGUGGGGGUUCCGCCCCCGAUAUCACCACCCUGUCACUGGACCCAGCCAAGGGCCGCCAGUCCCCUUACUCGGGAAAGAAGAGGCCCGCUGAAUCCGAGUUCCAUGCUCGCCGAGGAAAGGUCCCCGGUCACACAGACAUCUACGACCCGGACUUCGCCAGAGACAUGCCGCAUACCAUUGUGGCGGAACGACCUAGGCCGAAGCCCAAGGACCCUCGACUCUUCGACCCCGCCCACACUUCGCGGGGUACUGCAUCCCCUUACCGGUCCACACCAGAGCCACCGAGCGAAUGGUCAGUGGAGGCCAACCGCAGCCAAUUCCAGUCCUCCCAACCGCCCCAAUCGCCAACCCGUCCGCUGGCCCAUCGAGGUCCCGCCGCCCAGACAUAUAGCCCCAAGCCCUCGGUUUCCCCGACCCCUCCCCGCCAACCAGGACUCAUCGAGAUACAGAGAUAUGACCCACGCUACCCCGGUCUUCUUCUGCAGCCGGACUCCAGGCCAAUAUCCCAGGAACAACUGGCUUCCGAAGUGAAAUCUAUCUAUGCCGGUCUGACUAUGGUAGAGACCAAGUGUAUCCAUGUCGAUCGCGCUCAAGCAGCUGCUUUACAAGAUAGCUCAGAUCCGAACUCAAGGUUGGCAAGCGAUCACUGGCAGGCGCUCAUUGCUCUCCAUAGAACUCUCCUACAUGAACACCAUGACUUUUUCCUCGCAUCCCAGCAUCCUUCGGCGUCACCUGCUCUAAAAAGGUUGGCGGCGAAGUACUCGAUGCCUGCGCGCAUGUGGAAGCAUGGGAUUCACUCUUUCCUUGAGUUGCUGCGACGCCGGCUUCCUGAGAGCAUAGAUUAUAUGCUUGCUUUCAUUUAUCUGGCCUACCAGAUGAUGGCUCUUCUCUAUGAGACCGUGCCCGCAUUUGAGGAUACUUGGAUCGAAUGUCUAGGCGAUCUCGGUCGCUACCGUAUGGCAAUUGAGGAUGAGGAUAUCCGGGACAGAGAGACCUGGGCUGGCGUCGCGAGAUCCUGGUACUCCAAGGCCGCCGAUAAGAAUCCCUCCGUUGGUCGCUUAUAUCACCACCUGGCGAUCCUGGCCCGGCCCAACGCCUUGCAGCAGCUAUAUUACUACGCCAGGUCCUUAACUUGCGUCAGGCCUUUCCCCAGCGCCCGCGAAUCCAUCUUAACGCUGCUGGAUCCAAUUCUUGGCCGCUCUAAUGCCUCAUAUUCUCAUGCGCUUGCAAUUGAUACCAGCUUUAUCCAAGCUCAUGGAGUCUUGUUUGGCAAACUUUCCGAGGAGAGAUUCCAGGACGCCCGUUUGGCCUUCCUCAACCAGUUGGACAACCACAUCGGCCGUGUAACUGCCAAAUGGAAAGAGCAGGGGGUUUACAUCGCCGUGACCAACAUUGCAGGCCUCUUCGACUAUGGUGCAGAUGACUCCGUCCUCCGGCAGAUCCUGGCCCUCCACAGCAAGCAACAGGCCCGUCCGGCAAGCCCAUCCUCGCAAUCUGACGAGGAUAGCCAGUCUCCGUCACCCGCCGAGCCGGAACCGUCCCUUCCUCCUAUUUCCGAAUCAGAAGUUGCCCCGAAGCUGGCCAAUCUUUCUACGGAUUUUACGUACACCAAAGCCUACUCCUUGACCAUGUCGACACUCUCGCUAGUCCUCCGCCGCAUUGGCGACAAGAACGUGCUUCCUCACGUCCACGUGCUUCUCUCGUUCCUUUCCAGUUUUGCGUCUAUUAAAUACGUUGCCCAUCUUAUCGACCACGCUCCUUGGACCGAACUUGUGUCCUUCCUCAAUACGUUAGUCAAGUCUGAACGUCCGGAACAAAUCAUGCCGGGUGCCGUCUUCCCAGCGGACCAAGCCGAUAACCUGCCUCUGCCCGAGGAUUAUCUGAUGCGUGGUCAGAUUUGGAGCCAAUCGUACUUCCCCGAGAACUGGUUUGCGAGAGAACACGAUGAAGAGGAUCGCUACCUGGAGCUCGCCAGCACGAUCAAGUCACGGACAGAGAGGGUGUUGCACCUUGGCUACCGGUUAUCAACAUUUCGUCGCUGGAUUUCUUACGACAUCCAAACACAUACGUUUUCCGUU